This is a messenger RNA of Trichobilharzia regenti, 1506 nucleotides long. NCBI's taxonomy places the organism in Eukaryota, Metazoa, Platyhelminthes, Trematoda, Strigeidida, Schistosomatidae. The record is from the annotation of a GenBank genome assembly.
GUUGGGCAUGAGGCUGGCUAGCAAUCCCAUCCUGUAAAAUAAUAAACACCACUGCUACAGGAACUUCAAGCCAAUAGCUUGAAGGUGUCCUAUGUUCCACUGGGGAACGUGAAGGAAAAAUAAUAAAUGAUAUUGUCUAAAGGGAUGUAUGUACCACAAGGUUCAAUCAAAUUUACUGGUGAACUGAUGAUUCAUACUUUAAAGACAUGGCUGCUUUCCCUGACUUAAGGAGACUUGGGGCUUCCAGGCAAAUCCAAAACCGUAAGUGCUACGUCAUUGAAACUUUUUAAGCACAAUGUAUUAUUGAAUAACAGAGAAUAGGCUGUGAUAUGUAUAUCUACUCGAACUUUUAGUGUGGUAUAUUGUCUAGUGAAAUAUUUACACGGUGGUUCGUUCUUAACACCCCUGUCUGUCCUUAAUUUCUGUUAUUCCAACUGAUGUCUGAGUAAAAUUCUUAUACAAUAUAGUGCUUCAAACUAUUUUUUUGAAAUCACAGUCGUCAUUAGUGUUGUUUUUACAGAUUGAGUUUGCUAGCCGAGCUCCCAACCAUCCCUAUAUUCUACUACUUUCGUCUUACUAGCGGUGGUUAGUAAACUAGGUUGAGGUUCAGUAGUUAGUGCGUCUGCCUUAUCCUCCCGUGUGGCUUCUAGCGGGUGUUCUUCGAAAAAAAACCCACACCGUCUCACUCCACUAACCGAGGGAGCACUACUAGAUAGGUGUAUGUGUUACGUACCCGUUUUGGGUGGGACUAUUCAGCGUCCUGGUUAUAUUGGAAAGCCUUCUGAUAAUAAUUAACCAGAGUAUAUGACGGCCUGUGUGUAAUGAACUUUUAAAUCUUGUCAAUUAUAUCUCAUUGCGUCGUUUUGUUGAUAUUAUUAUAACACUAUUUUUUGUUUUUGUUUUCAGUUUUGUUCACAUAUUUUAUAACAUACGGAUUGGAUAUAUGUCAACAACACAAGGAUUUAUUAAAACGGUUAUGGUUUUACUAGAAAGUACUACUGGUUCUGGUCAUUGUAUCAUUGGUUUUCGACCACGAUUAGCUAGUAGCCGUAAAGAAAAGGUGGCAUUUGAUCCACUUGUUCAACAAAAUGUUCUCUAUCGUGAAGUACGCAAAAUUCGUUCUUUGAAAAAAGCAGAACACUAAUUUUUAAGUUUUGAUUCUAUUGAGCUGUGUGUGAGAAUCAAUUAGUUAAAUAAAAAUUUCCUUAAUCCACAGAGACUCCAACUUUUACCUUUUUUUGUGAGCAGAUAUACGUGUGUGUGUGUGUGCAUGCGUCCGCACGUCUCUGUAGGUGUAUGCGUGUGUUAUGAUAAUAAUUAUUAUUUCAUUUUUAUUAUUAAUUCAUUGGGUUCCGAGUAGAACAUGGGGUGGUUUCAACAACAUAUCUCCAUCUUUCUUCUAUUUUGUGCCAUCCUAUUCAACUGAGUCGAUGAUUGUUCAUAAUUUCUCAUCUCCUCCUCGCCACAUGAUCUCUCCUCCAUAUGUCACCCUAGGACGACGACCCA